AUGCCUGCCGUGGAGAAACCAGUAGCGAAAAGGAAGAAACCGUUAUCGUGUGCGGAAUGUCGACGAUUGAAACUCAAAUGCGAAUUGGUCUUCCCUUGUGCUCACUGUGUCAAAAGAGGUCUGGCGAGCAUCUGUCCUGAAGGCGAGUUGGUCAAUGGUUCCCGCAGAACUAAGAUUCUAGCGAGUACAGAAGAUCUGCACAAACGAAUUGCAGCGUUAGAAGAAGCGUUGAAAGUAGCAACUUCUUCAAGACAUCCUUUACUGGAAGAUAGCUUAUAUGCCAAUCGAAAGGAAAUCAAAAGCAGAAGUCCACCGUUACAGACUCCAAAUCCGGGUACAUCUUCACCGCCUGAUAGUUUACCUAGUGUCAGUCAUUUGACUCUAAACGAAAAUGAUCCUCAUCGGUCAAGGUAUUAUGGAGCGGCAGGAAGUGUUUAUCUAUCCAAGCAUGUAAAACAAGAACCUCCCGAAACAUCCCCUGUCGGUUCAUCCAAUCAAUACGACCUUGCUUCCUCCUUGGACUAUUCCGAUUUUUUCCCUCCGUACACUGGUCUUCGUCCAGACAUCAAGGAUAUCAUUGCAAACUACCUGCCUCCUCCUGAAGUCACCAUCAGCUUGGCGGAUACUUAUUACCGAACUUAUGGUUGGGUCACUAAUAUCGUUCAACGGGAUAUAUGGGAUCAUAACUUGUUCCCAUAUCUUUAUCAAGAUCCAGCAUUAGUGAGACCUCAACACCUCGCAUUGAGUCUACUGGUUUUAUCAGUGGGUGCAUUGAUGGAUCUUUCCCGACCUCCACAUAAUGAUCUCGCAAGAAACUGUUUCAAUGGUGCUCGAGCCUGCCUAUCACUCGAUCCAUCUCAUUCAAUGACGUUUUGUCAGUGUAUCUACUUGUACGGAACCUAUAUCAUGAAUGGAGGAACGCAAACCACGGGUGGAGAUGCGUUUUGGCCUUUAUUAAGAAUGGCUAUGGGAAUAUGUGAAUCGAUCGGAUUACAUCGUGAUGGAUCUUUAUGGAAUUUAGAUGGAGUCAUGGAACGAAGGAUAGUAUUUUGGGAAAUACAUGGUUUGGACGUCUUGCAAUCCGUCUCUCUAGGAAGAGGACAGUGUAUAAGUGAUUGGAAUAUCGACGUUCAAAUUCCAUUCGCCAAUGACGAUACAGGAUAUCAUUAUCGAUCAUAUAUCCUGACUAAAAUAUGGUCGCAAAUCAAUGAAAAACAAGUCAGAAUAAAACCAUGGAUAUAUUCCGAAGUACAUGAAAUCGAUCGACAAAUCUCUGCGUUUCAAGAUGAUUUACCAUAUCAUCUUUCACCCGUGGUACCACCUUCACCUGACGAUUUGACAGAUCCGAUAAAACACAAAGAGGCUUAUCAACGAAACAUGUUAUUGCUAUAUAUCAACGAAGCAAGGUUGACUUUACAUCGAGGUUGGUGCAUUAGGGCAUUAAGAGAAUCACCUAUUGAACCGUUGUCAAGUCCAUUGAAACAAUCCUAUUUGACUUGCUUAGAAGCUUGUAGAGCUAUCAUUUCGUUAGUGAGAAAUAUGGUGGUACUUCAAGGUCAACUUAUACACAGAAGGUGGCAUUUCUUCUUCCACCUAUUUGGCGCUUGUGUUUGUCUAGCAGCUGCUGUCAUUCGUGCUCCAGCAUCAAGCUUGGCGAGAACUAUACUGGCAGAAUUAGAAAGCGGUGUAGCCUUGUUCAAGAUGACCGACAGGGAAGAACUGGUCACAGUUGACAGAUUGAGAGACAAAGCAGUCAGAGCGUUACAUAAUGCAGGUCGUUUACCUGAUGAUCAAGAUCACGAAGGAGAGGGAGAAACGGAAGAUCUAGAUCUUUUAGGCGCAGGCGUUACUAUAACUAGAACAGGAACGACGACAACUACGACGACAAUGCCUAACGUAUCUCGAUCUGGCUUCAAGUCUGAUUUAUUCACGCAACCACUACAUUUGCCUUUAGUAGAUCAAAUAGACACCAACACGGCCGAUUUUAGCAAUCAAGAAUUCACAGAUGUAAUGUCUAAUAUCGUGGACGAACAAAAUCUGAAUUCUGUCAAUUGGGAAUGGAACGAUUUCGAUAUGGAUGCUUUCUUGCAUGAGAUUGGGGUCCUAUAG
Molecule: messenger RNA, 2109 nt
Organism: Kwoniella shivajii
Lineage: Eukaryota; Fungi; Basidiomycota; Tremellomycetes; Tremellales; Cryptococcaceae
Exons: 10
Coding region: 1-2109 (702 amino acids)
Biological process (GO): regulation of DNA-templated transcription; DNA-templated transcription
Molecular function (GO): DNA binding; zinc ion binding; DNA-binding transcription factor activity, RNA polymerase II-specific
Source: RefSeq, a predicted model, not a curated record